Messenger RNA from Racocetra fulgida, 2853 nucleotides. The record is from the annotation of a GenBank genome assembly. NCBI's taxonomy places the organism in Eukaryota, Fungi, Glomeromycota, Glomeromycetes, Diversisporales, Gigasporaceae.
AUGUCCCAAAAUAAUAAUAAGCAGGCUCUUAACGUUAAAGAUGCUUUGUCAUAUCUCGAUCAGGUGAAGCGAGUAUCAUCUCUUUUCAAAGGGCAUCCUGCUUUGAUACAAGGAUUCAAUACAUUUUUACCUCCCGGGUAUCAUAUUGAGUGCUCAACCAAUCCUCACGAUCCUGAUUCCAUCCGUGUUACGACACCUAGCGGGACUACAACAACCUCAAUUGGUCCUAUGGAUCCACACCACGGACCGACACUUUCUACUGUAUCCAACAUUACGAGUUCAGGAUAUUAUUCAAAUGCUAGUUACCCACACCCUCCACCUCAUUCUUUAAUGCCAACGUUGCAACCACAUCCUCCGGGUUCUUCUAUGCCAACACAAACAGUUUCGUAUCGUAUUGGUUCUCCUCAGCAAUCUGUAGGACAAUCGGUGGCUCAACAAACUAUUGCACAGGCAGUGCAGUCUGUGGGACUUGGUGUUGCUGAAAAUACUUCUCCUCAGCAGCAAGGUAAAAAGGCACCUGUCGAAUUCAAUCAUGCUAUCAACUAUGUGAAUAAGAUUAAAUUGAUUGAUAGUGAGAAAUUCAAUAUCGUAAUUUAUCGUAUCGCAAUUAAUUCAUAUGAGACCGAUGAUGAAAAUUUUUUUACGUUUAAGAAUCGUUUUUCGACAGAGCCAGACACUUAUAAACAGUUCCUAGAAAUCUUACAAACGUACCAAAAGGAACAAAAGCCAAUCCAGGAGGUUUAUUCCCAAGUACAAAUACUUUUUAAAAAUGCGCCAGAUCUCCUGGACGAAUUCAAACAGUUUCUACCUGAUACAUCCGGCAAUGUAGCGUCAGGUGGUUUAUUUGGACCCAUUCCUCAAAACCAUGGUACGCCAAAACAGUCACAUUUAUUACCUGCCAUUUCAGCGAUUGCUAAUAGUGGCUCCGCCACUAGAUUGCCAUCUGUCGGUAAUUUUUCGUCACAAUCAUCUGUUAAUUUAUCAGUGAACGAUACAUUCAAGAAGGGUUCGGGCAUCGGAUCGACGAACAAUGGUUUGGGGUCUGUGGUUGGUCCAAAUUCUACUGGUUCCUCAAGCGUAAACAAGAAAAAAAGGUCUGGACUUCCUAACUCGGAUCGAAGUCCUAGUUUAAUAUCCAGCAAGGUUCAUGCAAGCUCAUCAUCAUCAAUACCAGUUAAACUUGAGUCACAGAAAGCAAUGGAGCCACAACCUCUAGCAUCCACAGAAGAAUUAGAAUUCUUUGAAAAAGCCAAGAGUCAAGAAAUUUUGGAUGGCCAAUCUUUGCUCAAGUAUAUGGCACCUUUUUUGGGGGGGACGAAUUCCGAAUUAUAUGCUUGGUUAAAACAGUUCCUUAAGUUAAACGAAAGAGACGAGAUUGUUCAAAAUACCGCUAACUCUAGGCCGCGUGUUGAUUUGGAAGGAUGUAUUUCAUACGGACCAAGUUACCGGCAGUUACCUGAAUCAGAGGCCAACAUGCCUUGUUCUGGUAGAGAUGAAUUGUGUUAUGAAGUACUAAAUGACAAAUGGGUAUCGCAUCCCACGUGGGCCAGCGAAGAGGCCGGAUUCGUAUCACAUAAGAAGAAUCAAUUCGAAGAAGCUUUGCAUAAAUGUGAAGAGGAAAGGUCUAUAUAUUUAUACGAUAUGUUUAUUGAAGCCAAUCUUCAUACAAUUCAUCUGUUGGAACCAAUCGAAAAGAAGAUUAAUACCAAAUUGACACCUGAAGAAAAGGCUAAAUUUAAACUUGAACCUGGUCUAGGAGGACAAUCAAUGAUAUAUCAACGUAUUAUAAAGAAGGUAUAUGACGUUGAAAAAGGACUUGAAGUCAUUGACGCUUUACAUAAUAAUCCAUGCACUGCCGUUCCGGUAGUACUCAAAAGACUUCGACAAAAAGAUGAAGAAUGGAAACGAGCAAGGAUUGAUGCCAAGAAUUAUUACAAGUCCCUGGAUCAUCAAGGAAUAACAUUCAAGAAUGAUGAUAAAAAAGCCUUAACACCUAAAUAUUUAGUUGCUGAAAUUGAAAAUCUUCGCCGUGAGCCUUCUGACGAAGGUGAGCCUGCUGAAUAUCAAUUCAAAUUCAUUUUUAAGGAUUUAGAAGUCUUCAAGGAUGUGGCUCGUAUUCUUUUUGGUUAUAUGGAUCGAUCAUUAACGGUUGCACCAAGCGACCGUGAAAAGAUUGAACGUUUUUUUAAGACAUUUGUACCAAGCUUUUUUGAACUUCCACCAAACAUGUUCGAUGGCUUAAAUCACGAAGAUUCUGCUAUGUUAGUUGAUAAUGAGGAAACUUCGACCAACAUAUCGACUGACAAUAUUGAUGGAGAGCCUUUAAAUGCGGAACCAAUAAGUGGAAUGUGGAUUCAGGUUUCAAAAGAAUCUCGUGAGAAUAUUCGAGCCGUUGUCGCUAAUGCCGGCAAUGCGAAACAAAAAAAAAACGCACAAGAGAUAUCAUCAUCGACGUCUCAAGUUAGGGGGCCAAGUUCUGUAGCUACUGAAUUAGGUCUCCUGCCCGAUCGCAUUGAUCCGGAUGUUGACGUGGAUUUUACCAAAGGUGACCCAUAUGCAGUUAUGCUAGAAUUAAUUGAAAAACAAUUCGAUGGAGAUAUGGAAUUACCAGUUUUUGAGGAAUGCCUUCGAUAUAUAUAUGGCACAAAAGCAUACAUAAUGUUUACUGUGGAUAAACUGGUCCAAAAUAUGACUAAACAAAAUAAUAAAAAACGACACGACCAAUCAAGCGUGCGAUCACAUAUAAUGUAUCAAUUACACGCUAAUAGUACUAUUGGAUAUGAUGAACCAACAUAUCGAAUGGAUUAUGUGACGAUAUUGCUCAACGUAAAAAAAAUUGGCGACGUUGGAUAG